This is a messenger RNA of Tupaia belangeri chinensis (Chinese tree shrew), 4576 nucleotides long. RefSeq names its product solute carrier family 35 member A3 (gene SLC35A3). Gene Ontology annotation, biological process: pyrimidine nucleotide-sugar transmembrane transport. The record is from RefSeq and is a predicted model, not a curated record. NCBI's taxonomy places the organism in Eukaryota, Metazoa, Chordata, Mammalia, Scandentia, Tupaiidae. Gene Ontology annotation, molecular function: pyrimidine nucleotide-sugar transmembrane transporter activity. Gene Ontology annotation, cellular component: Golgi membrane.
GGGCUCUGCCAGCGGGGCAGCCCAGGUGCGUCGCCUUCAGCACGCAGAGGCCAAGUGCCAGGCUGACGCUGCCUGAGCCGAGCCGGGAACGGCGUUUGCCCGGGCCGCGGCGGAAGCCGGAGCAUUUGGGGGACGGGACCGCGGGAACCCGGAAACGCCGGGGCUGUACCGAGCUGGCGGCGCAAAUGAAGAUAAAACAAUGUCCGCCAACCUAAAAUACCUUUCCUUGGGAAUUUUGGUCUUUCAGACUACCAGUUUGGUUCUAACAAUGCGUUAUUCUAGAACUUUAAAAGAAGAAGGACCUCGUUAUCUAUCUUCUACAGCAGUGGUUGUUGCCGAACUUUUGAAGAUAAUGGCCUGCAUUUUAUUAGUCUACAAAGACAGCAAAUGUAGUCUAAGAGCACUGAAUCGAGUACUGCAUGAUGAAAUUCUUAAUAAGCCUAUGGAGACACUUAAGCUCGCUAUCCCCUCAGGGAUAUAUACUCUUCAGAAUAAUUUGCUGUAUGUGGCUCUCUCCAAUCUAGAUGCUGCUACUUAUCAGGUCACAUAUCAGUUGAAAAUUCUUACAACAGCAUUAUUUUCUGUAUCUAUGCUUAGUAAAAAGUUAGGUGUAUACCAGUGGCUCUCCCUUAUAAUUUUGAUGACAGGAGUUGCUUUUGUCCAGUGGCCUUCUGAUUCUCAAGAGGUUGAUUCUAAGGAGCUUUCAGCUGGCUCUCAAUUUGUGGGCCUCAUGGCAGUUCUCACAGCCUGUUUUUCAAGUGGCUUUGCUGGAGUUUAUUUUGAGAAAAUUUUAAAAGAAACAAAACAGUCAGUAUGGAUAAGAAACAUUCAGCUUGGUUUCUUUGGGAGUAUAUUUGGAUUAAUGGGUGUAUACAUUUAUGAUGGUGAAUUGGUAUCAAAGAAUGGAUUUUUUCAGGGAUAUAACCGACUGACCUGGAUAGUUGUUAUUCUUCAGGCACUUGGAGGUCUUGUAAUAGCUGCUGUUAUUAAGUAUGCAGAUAAUAUUUUAAAAGGAUUUGCAACUUCCUUAUCCAUAAUAUUAUCAACACUGAUAUCCUAUUUUUGGCUACAAGAUUUUGUGCCAACCAGUGUCUUUUUCCUUGGAGCCAUCCUUGUAAUAACAGCUACUUUCUUAUACGGUUAUGAUCCCAAACCUGCAGGAAAUCCCACCAAAGCAUAGUCAUGUACUGUCUUUAACUAGUUUUUCACGAUGGUGCACUAGGAUUCUCCGUACUGAUCUUGCACAGAGGACUUCUACAGAUUUUGUGAAGAUAUCAUCAUGCUGAAUAUGGUCAUAUUGUUCAAAUGCUUUGAAAAUAUAGAAGUUUAAGAAUAAAAUACUUGUAUAUGUAACAAAACACAUUACAUACAGAAAUCAGAGCUUGAAAGUAUUUCUGGGGAUUAAUAUUAGAAGGAAUAUUGGAGGAAACUUGAGAUCUGAGUUAAAAAAAGUUUUACCUUUUCAGUUGCCACAGAAAUGCCCUAUGCACUCUUUACAAGAGCACACAAUAAAUGCCAGGUAUCAAUUUUUGCAAAUUAUAUCUACUCAAUCUUAUUAAAUGUUUCUGUCUUACUCUUUCUGUACAUAUGUAGCAAAUCACAUGGAAUAGUUCAAGUUUGAAAAUUAUACUUUACCUGUAAAGCUGUAAAAAAAAUAGAAGUAUGAUUUGAAAAAAACAUUUUCACAUAUUUGAGAUUUUUUUUAUAUAUAUACAAGAGAUUAUUAAACAGAAUUGCUAAAUGUUAUUUGUCAACUACAUAAAAAUUGAAGUAAUUUUCUGAGUCUGAUUUGUCAAAAUAAAGUUCAUAUUUAAGUAAAAUGUAGAGAUAAAUGAAAUUAAUAUUUAAAAAUAAUGGAACACAUCUAUUUCUCCACACCUAUUUUAAGAUCUUUUAGGGCUUCAAGACUGCAAUGAGCACAGUUGCUCCUGUGAUAGACAGGAGCCAGCAAUAUUUACACUAAUGGAGUUUAGUCCUUAAUCUCUUAACUGCAUUUCUUUUCUGUAAAUCAGAUAAAUCUUUAAUAUUACUUUAAGUUAAAUUUGUGUGUGUGUGAUUGCCAUUAGAGUUUUAAAGUGUAAUUUAAAGGGAUUCGAUAUGAAUUUAAUAAUUUUAAAUAAAAUUAUUAUUAUGGUCUAGUGUCUCCAUUUGGAGAAUUUUUUGAACUACUAAGUACCUAGUGUAUAUACCUAGAAAGUUCUUAAAUGAAUAUAUUACUCAUUGACCUGUAAAAAGUCCUUUAGUCUACAACUGUUGACAACUGUUGACAAAAACAACUAAAAAAAAGGGAUACAGUUGUCAGUGAAUUGAGACCAAAAUGCUUUUCUUGGAGACAUUCCAAAUUGCCAUAUUUUAUUAUUUUAAAUGGCACUAUAACUUAACAUUCAAGAAGAACUGCUCAAAAGUCCUUUUAGUUCUCUCCUACACCCUCUGUUCCCACGGAAUACUCUGGUCACAUGACUGGGAGAGGUAGCCAAAUUCUGAGUUCCUUCUCUGUGUCUCCACAAAAGCUGCUGGGAAGAAACCACCAUUUUUGUUUUGAAAUAAUGGGAUGUUUUUCCUUUUUGAUUAACACUGGAGUUGAGGAUGCAAAUUACAUGAAUUAUUUAAUAAGUUGGUUUAAGGGAGAAGAUAAUAUUUUAGAAAUGAUAUGGUGACUUGGUGGGCUAUUGAGUAUAAGAGAUAAUUUACUUUAUUUUUUUUAUUCAUAUUAUAUAUGUUUUUAAAAGCCCAUUCUAAUACACACAAAAACUAUAAAAAAAUAAAUAUUUUUAUAUAGUUAUAAUGGAUUUUGUUAAACAGCAUUUGGCUCAAAAUACCAUGUUACAAAUGUUGGAUACUCUUGGCUAAUUUGGACAGGCAGUAUUAACUUGCUAAUGCACAUGUAGCCUAUACAGAUUACAGGCCUAAUCAGUUCUAUCUAGUGUUUUAAAGUGUUUAAACUUAUUAAGUAUUUAAAAUUAAUUUGCUGGUGAUUCUAGAUUGGUACCAAGCAUACUUUGUGUAUGCUAGACUUUAUGAUUUUAAUAUGCAUCUUUAAAAGCAUUUAUUUAAUAACUUUACCAAUAUUUUGAGCAUGGUGUUUUAAAUUAUAACAGCAUUCAGAUUUACAUCUUAUUACCUACUGCUAAGUGAAAUUUAAAUCCUGCAAAUGCACACAAUACAAGAUUAAAUCUAAAGAUUUAUGAUCAUGUACACUGAAGUGUUGGUUAAGUGCUCGGGUAUUAAUGCAGUGUACAUUCACGAUUAAUACUUAAUUCAGAUUUAGUUUGCCCCUAUAUCAGCACUUCAAAAAAGUAUACAAGUAAAUCAUUGAAUAUUAGACAUGUUAGUUGUGGUGAUAACACAUUUUCAGAUGUCUAACAAAAUUUCCAAGCUUAGUAAUGAAGAUUAUGAAAAUAUAAUCAAGAGUUGUGAAAAUGGAAAAAAACAGCCUGAAAUAUAUUUUAAAAGCAAACUUUUAAUGGAUAGGCGUGAUUUAUAAACAUUUUGCUUUUCUAAUAGGUUGAAAAUGUUAGUUAUUGGGGAUUGGGCUAUAUAGUAUAUACUUUUUAAUUAACUGAGAAAUAAUCACAUUUGAAAAGGUAUAUUCAUGUCCUAGAUUAUGUCAUAUAUAUAGAUAAUGCCAUUUUCUUGUGUGUGUAUAUUUAUGAUGACCUCCAAAGGCCUUAUUGUAUCAAGCUUUUAUCAUGACUCCUUGAUUAUUUAAAUUCUCAUACUUUUAAAAGUUUGUUAUCUCUUAACGUCUUUGCUAAAUGUGAAAAUGUGCUACUUCAUGGAAGAAGAGUGUAGUUGAUAGUUCUAUUAAAAAUUAUGAAUAUAGUUGGGAAGAAAAGCUUGAAAUGCAACAGGUAUAUUUCAGCACAGUAAAAUCAGUUCUUUAACAAGAGAUUUUAGAAAACUUAUAAGCUACUUUUAUGAUGGAAUAUAUAGUAUAGAGAUACAAAACUUAAAUGUUUAUAUCAAUUUAUAUUAAAUGUCACAGAAUUUCAUAAAAGGAAAGGUAGUUUGAUAUUUAAACUACAUUCUAAAAAGAUGGAAUCUGAAAGAAAACUAAUUGACUUUGCUCUAUACAGUUAGUAUAAUAAUUACUGUUCUUACAUAUCAAAUUAUUGGGCUUUUAAAAUGUCAUUGUGUAGUCAUUCAACUGAGUUUUUUUUUUUCUUUUUAAACAGAGUUUAUCAUUGCUCAUUUUAUUUACACAUUCACUAUUAGCAUAUUUAAUUACCAUGAAUAUAUGCUUUACUUAAGAAAAGGUUUAUAAAAGUUAUUUAUGCUAUAUGAAAAUCAUCUUAAGAAUCUCCAGUAUAUUUAAAGUAGUUAUAGGACCAAAGAAAAAGCACCUUUAUCAAAACAUGGUCCUGUGUGCCUUGCUUUACCAAAUACCUGACUUUCGUGGAGGAUAGUUCUGUAAUUCAAAAACUCUAGACACAUGAGUAAAGUUAGAAUGUUUUAAGAAUAAUUGUAAUUUUAUUUUUUGUUUCAACAUUUGCUCUUUAAAUUCAUUAUCUAACAAUUAAAAUAGGCAUAUUAUAAAAGGAUUAGUAAAUAGUACUUAUUUAAAAACAUUAUGGCA